This is a messenger RNA of Dermacentor silvarum, 765 nucleotides long. RefSeq lists its product as uncharacterized. The transcript has a single exon. Gene Ontology annotation, molecular function: nucleic acid binding. Lineage: Eukaryota; Metazoa; Arthropoda; Arachnida; Ixodida; Ixodidae. Bases 1 to 765 code for a protein of 254 amino acids. Gene Ontology annotation, biological process: DNA integration. The record is from RefSeq and is a predicted model, not a curated record.
AUGGCACCAGCCGUUAUCUCGGCGAUCAAGAGCUGCAUUGCCCGUUUUGGCAUACCGGACAUCGUCCGGACCGACAACGGACCGCAGUUUGUGUCCAACGAGUUCGCCGAGUUUGCGCGGUCAUACGGCUUCCGUGACGAGACCAGCAGCCCGAGGAACCCCCAGAGCAAUGGAGAGGCAGAGCGCAUGGUGCGCACAAUGAAAGACUUGCUCUUCAAAGGUCCUGAUCCCUACCUUGCCUUACUGUCGUACCGCGACACGCCCGGUCCCAACGGUAUUUCCCCGGCUCAAGCCCUGAUGGGACGGAAAUUACAAACUCGUCUCCCGAAACUACCGGAACAACUGGUGCCGUCGUUACCAUGCCACACGAGUUUCAGGGAAAAGGACUCGUGGAAGAAGGCACGCCAAGCGAUGAACUACAAUCGCCAUCAUGCUUCAAGCCAAUUGGCCCCUUUGAGUCCUGGAGACUAUGUAUGUGUCACUGACACACGCUGUAGUGGUGAAGUACUCUCACAGGCUCAGCGUCCACGGUCCUACCUGGUUCAGACCCCCAGAGGCGUCCUUCAGCGUAAUCGUCGACACCUGGUAUUUCAUUCAUCGGAAGCGACCCCACCUCAACUGGCAGCUUCUCCGCCUGUCACUCCCGAGAUCAUGCAGCCUGCAGCACCUCGGGAAGAUCCAUCGCAGACGGAAGUGACACCGCAGGAAACGCUGACACAGACUCGCAGCGGUCGGACUUGUAGGGACCUGUCCCAUAAAGGGUGA